AUGGCUACUACUGCUGGAGAGGUGGUUUAUCGCCAAGGAUAUGAUGAUGAUAACUCCGACGUAUGGGAUGAUAGUGCUCUAAUCAAGGCUUAUGAUGAAGCAAUUACAUCAAUGCGCGAAGGUAAACUACCAGAAAAUAAAAAAAAUAGGAAGUCCAAAAAAUCAAAAUCAAAGUCACCACGUAAUAAGGUUUCACAACUUAGAAAGGGGUGCAAGUGUAAAUUCUUUUAUGAAAAUGAAGUCAGAGUUGGAGAAGUUACCUCAGUAGAUGAAAGCUCAGGAAUAUGCGAAGUUGUGUACGGACAAGAUGGAGAAAAUAGUGUGGAAUUAUUACUUGACCAAGAAGAAGAAAAUCAAGAUAGAGAGGAAGAAUAUACCGAGGAAGCGUAUAAUAUAGAUUACAGCAAUCAAUUUGCAGAUUAUUAUCAACAGCCUAACAAUUAUCCCUCUGGUAAUUUUCCACAAGACCGUACAGCCAAAAAUAGUCAUUGGAAUAGGGCCUCUUAUCAUCAGUCUAAUUAUCCAAAUUAUGGAGCGAAUAACUUCUAUCCGAAUGCAUAUUAUCCGCCACCACCACCACCACCCGUACCUCCGAUGCACAUGCAACCUCCUUUUCAAAUGCCUCCAUUUGGACAUCCGGGUAUGUCAGCAUCUGCUGUUCCCCCGCUUCCUCCGCAACCACCGCCAUUAUCAAGUGAUGACAUAAAUGAUGAACUUCUUUCCAACCUAAUCAUGUCCUGGUAUAUGGCUGGCUAUCGCACUGGAUAUUAUCAGGCCAUUAGGAAAGCUAAGGAUAAAUCCAAGAAGAAAUGA
Messenger RNA from Trichoplax adhaerens, 813 nucleotides. RefSeq lists its product as uncharacterized. The record is from RefSeq and is a predicted model, not a curated record. Lineage: Eukaryota; Metazoa; Placozoa; Uniplacotomia; Trichoplacea; Trichoplacidae. The coding region runs from base 1 to 813 and encodes 270 amino acids. The transcript is spliced from 10 exons.